Messenger RNA from Mercenaria mercenaria, 1755 nucleotides. RefSeq names its product ganglioside GM2 activator-like. NCBI's taxonomy places the organism in Eukaryota, Metazoa, Mollusca, Bivalvia, Venerida, Veneridae. The coding region runs from base 66 to 932 and encodes 288 amino acids. The transcript has 6 exons. Gene Ontology annotation, cellular component: cytoplasmic side of plasma membrane. Gene Ontology annotation, molecular function: lipid carrier activity; enzyme activator activity. The record is from RefSeq and is a predicted model, not a curated record. Gene Ontology annotation, biological process: lipid transport; ganglioside catabolic process.
CGGACAGAAACCGCCGUGUUGAAGGUUUCGAUUAUCAUAUGUGAAAAGGUGCCUGUGAAAACAACAUGGAGUCGUCUGCAUUAUGGUUUUGUUUUUUUCUUGUUGCAUUCAGAAUUGUGAUAGGAGAUCAUGUCCAUGAAAUGAUGAUUGCUAAAAGGCCAUCUAAGUUUUCAUGGAAUAAUUGCAAUACGACUACACCACUACCUUUGAACUUUACUUCGUUCUCAUUGAUUCCUGACCAGGUUCAAUUGGGAUCCAAAGUCCAAAUAUCAUUCACAGCACAAGUGAGCAAAGACAUUGGAACACCCGGCACUGUCCAGGUUGAUGUGGACGCUUUACUACAUACACAAGGUACCACCCUAGAUGUUUGUAAAUUUACAAAGUAUUGUCAUAUCAAGGAUGUUUGCAGCAUCGUUAGGACUACCAAAUAUAAAUGUCCUUUGAAGAAGGUUGGUAAGGUGCACGGUGAUUUCCAGUGGGAAAACUGCAAUAAGACAGCCGUUCCUUAUUUUUUUAGCUCAUUUUCAGUUCAGCCGGAUCCUGUUAAACCUGGAAGCAAUGUGUAUGUAGACUUCGAUUCAGAGUUGACACAGGAUAUUGGAACGACAAAUACACUUCGGGCAGAUCUUGAACUUACACUGACAACUCAAGGAACACCAAUAGAUCUUUGCAGCUAUAAACCGUUUUCUGCAUACUGUCACAUAGAAAACUUAUGCAAAGUGCUCGAACAACAUAGAGAGAAAUGUAAAAACCUGAUCAAAAUACUACACAUGGACUGUAAAUGCCCCUUUAAAAAGAACAAAUACAAUGUGCCCAAGUUGCCAUAUAAUCUCCCCGAAGUACCAAUAGAUGGAAUUUUCCAUGUAAAAGCGAGUCUGACAGAAUCUAAUAACACUAUUGGGUGUCUGGAUGUAAAGAUCUGCAUUGGGUAAUUGAAUUUAGUCUCAAGAUGGUGUAGACUAUAUAACUGAAAUUGUGUUUGCUAAAUUUAGCAGGUGUUUGCUUUUCAUUAUCUUUAAAAAGUAAACAGUAUUCCCGAUGUAGACGGAAAACUGUCACAGAUUCAUAUUAUUUAUCUACAAACUAUGUCCGUGAAUGUUCAGAAUCUUACACCAUUUCAGUCAUACAUAAUAUUGAAAAUAAUAGUUUGAAAUGGAACAUGAUUUCCUGUUAAAUGCAGUAAAACAAUUACCCCUGGUACACGUAUUGUUAAAAUACAUAAUUAUGACGAUGGUGUAUUAGAUAGGUUAUUCUUUUGAUACUGAGACAAUUUAUAAAUAUGAAUGGGACAUGGGGUAACCGAUAUUUCAACAUAUGCUACUUUUAGCGUUUAAUUUAAAGAACAUUUCAAUAUCCGACAGUUCUGAAAAUUAAUUAUAAUACACAUCGUACUUCUAGAUUUAUUAGAUUAUUUAUUAUUGUAUACGAAUCAUAUAUUCCAGGUCGUGCUGAGUUUCGUGUCACACCACUUCACUCUUGUACUGCUAAACGAUGAAUUCCUUCGUAUUCUUGCCAACCAGGCGUCUGUUAUAUAGAUCAGUCUCCCUUGAAGUCAUACGUUUCACAUGAUAAAACAUUUCAACGUUGGAUGAACAUUGUACCGCAUUCAGAUACGAAGUAUCCGUUCAGAUACGAAGUGUCCGAAUUUUUGCAACAUAAACAGUCAUUAUGCAGUGCACAAUAUAUUUUAGAUAUUGAAGUGUAUUUAAAUGAAAUUAAUAUUGCAUUGACAUUGAUGAUAAAACAUAUGAUUGA